Messenger RNA from Amphimedon queenslandica, 830 nucleotides. RefSeq names its product ubiquitin carboxyl-terminal hydrolase 46-like. Gene Ontology annotation, biological process: protein deubiquitination. The record is from RefSeq and is a predicted model, not a curated record. The transcript has 5 exons. Gene Ontology annotation, cellular component: nucleus; cytosol. Gene Ontology annotation, molecular function: cysteine-type deubiquitinase activity. NCBI's taxonomy places the organism in Eukaryota, Metazoa, Porifera, Demospongiae, Haplosclerida, Niphatidae. Bases 122 to 760 code for a protein of 212 amino acids.
CUGUACUAUAGUACAGGAACUUUUGCCAGUAACUUAAAGUACAUAUAUGUAUUAUUAUCCUUUAUAUGUUUGUAAAGAUUUUUUGUAAGUUUUGUUCUUUUUCAUAGUUGUGUUUGAUAAUAUGCAGCAACAAGAUGCCCACGAGUUCUUGAACUAUCUACUAAAUACAAUAGCAGAUUUAUUAAAAGCUCAAAUGCCCGAAUCAUCAGAAGACACCAACACGUGGAUCCAUGAUAUAUUCCAAGGUGUACUAGUUAAUGAGACAAAGUGCCUCUCCUGUGAGACAGUAAGAAGCAAACAAGAAGAUUUCUUAGAUCUCUCAGUUGAUAUCGAACAGAAUUCAUCCAUCACUCACUGCCUGAAGAUGUUCAGUGGUAGUGAAACCCUAUCCUCAGAAUACAAAUAUUACUGUGAGCAGUGCUGCAGUAAGCAAGAAGCAACCAAGAGGCUUAGAAUAAAGAAGCUCCCGACGAUACUUGCACUCCAUCUCAAGAGAUUCAAGUUUAUGGAGCAACUCCACAGACACACAAAGCUCUCACACCGUGUGGUGUUUCCAUGGGAACUGAAGCUAUUCAAUACAUCAGAUGAUGCUAGUGAUCCUGAUAGAAUGUAUGACCUAAUUGGUGUAGUGAUACAUUGUGGAACUGGUCCUAACAGAGGUCAUUAUAUAUCAGUUAUUAAGAGUCACGGCUACUGGCUAUUACUAGAUGAUGACUAUGUAGAGGUAAGAAGUGCUAGAUGUACUGUAUUUGUAUAUUGAGAAAUUGUAUUAUUAGUCAUUAAUUAUUCCCUUAUGAUACACAGCCAAGAAUUGUCACGCUGAUACAGUA